ACUGCCAGUGGAGCGCCAUUACGGGCUGCAGUCCUUCAAGUUGCACGCAAGUGGGCUACUUCUACUUCCGCCUUGCUCACUGAUUGCAUUUGAUUCGAUUUACAUUCAAGUAUCUGUUUUCUCUGAAAUUCUUAACCGUGGCCAACCCUCACUGGCACCUCACCAAAUUAUCAACAAGCCGCUUUGAACUGAAACUUGGACGACCGAGCGUUUGACGAUGGAGUCUUUGCAAUCUCGUUUAGACUCAUUUCUCAAAACCAAACGGAUAAAAAAGCACUCCUCUAAGUCUUCGUCUACAUCUGCAUCAGUAAAAUGGCCACAUCCACCGACAUUCAAAGCAACAGCCAGCACCCUCUCGGAAGCAGGAUUCUACUUCGAUCCAAGCUGGGACGAUCGAGACUCUGUCGCUUGCUUUCUCUGCGGAAAAGAAUUGAGUGACUGGGAUGCUGAUGACGAUCCAUUUGACAUACAUUACACCAAAUGUCGUAAUACAUGUCCUUGGGCAGUUGUGAGGUGUGGUUUAAGAGACGAUGUAGAUGAGGAUGGAAGCUACAUUUUUUCGAACAAAACGCGUCUUCCAUCCUCAAAAAUUAUGGAAAAGGCACGUCUAGGAACUUUCAAAGGGGGGGAUUGGUGGCCUCAUGAUGCGAUUCCUGGGCAUGGUGCUUGUUCCAAAAAAAUGGCUCAAGCAGGUUUUGUUUAUACACCACAGAUAUCGGGCGACGAUACUGCCACAUGUCUGUAUUGCAAUCUUUCAUUAGGUGGAUGGGACAAAGAUGAUGAUCCACUGUAGGUCCUGUUUUUAUUGCGAUGUGAUUCAGUGGCCAAUGGCAUGUGAUCAGCCAAGAACAUCGCAAACGUGAAAGUAAAUCUGGCGCCCUCUGCCCAUUCUUUGCGGGGGCUUCUGCUCCUCCUUCAAAGCCCUCUGCCCCUUCUUCGCGAUCAACUCUAGGAAAGUCAGCCAAUACAAGAGGAGGGAGGACAAGAGCCGCGUCGCGCACGCGAUCCAAGCCCAAAGAAUCCGUGGUUGAAGAGGCACAAAGUCAACACUCCGAAGACGAGCUUGCCGUUGUGGAAAUAUCUGACUCGCCACCG
Messenger RNA from Serpula lacrymans var. lacrymans S7.9, 1095 nucleotides. RefSeq lists its product as uncharacterized. The transcript is spliced from 3 exons. Lineage: Eukaryota; Fungi; Basidiomycota; Agaricomycetes; Boletales; Serpulaceae. The record is from RefSeq and is a predicted model, not a curated record. Bases 218 to 793 code for a protein of 191 amino acids.